Messenger RNA from Bactrocera dorsalis (oriental fruit fly), 3929 nucleotides. It is a transcript of the gene oxt, whose product is annotated as xylosyltransferase oxt. Gene Ontology annotation, biological process: chondroitin sulfate proteoglycan biosynthetic process; heparan sulfate proteoglycan biosynthetic process. Bases 371 to 3124 code for a protein of 917 amino acids. Gene Ontology annotation, cellular component: membrane. Lineage: Eukaryota; Metazoa; Arthropoda; Insecta; Diptera; Tephritidae. Gene Ontology annotation, molecular function: protein xylosyltransferase activity. The record is from RefSeq and is a predicted model, not a curated record. The transcript has 3 exons.
CUGUGAAUGCAAUUUUUCUAUUUACUUUAUCUUGUGAUAUAGUGCAUUGCUUUUGUUUGGUUGAAAAUAUGACAAACUUUAUACAAAAAAUGUGAAAAUAUUUAAGCAAAGUUUUUCUAAAUUAAUUUAGAAUAAGUAAUAAUAAAAAGUGAAAUUUUGUAAAUUCAUCAAUGCACUUUUAAAACUGUAAAAACGUCCACACCACUGUCAUGCCUUGUGCAUUGUCUGCACCCGCCACUAAGAGUCCAUUAAUUCCACUCCAUACGACAAUUUCAAUAAAGUGUACAUCCGUGCUUCAACGUGUUCACCGGUUUCUGCAAACACAACACUCACCACCACUUUAUAAACAAGAGCACACAAAUUGACCAAAAUGACUGACAAUAUAGCCUUUCGAUGGUUACGACGAUAUAAAUUAUUCUUUUUCGUGGGUCUCGUAAUAUUAGGUGUACAAAUUUUUCUCGCCUACAAAUCAUUAAACAUAACUAGCUCCAAUGUAAUUGCUGCAAAUACAAAUUUAUUUUCGGAUAACACGGCUGCAGCGACAGAAUAUAUAAAUUAUCAAACCAAGAAACGAUCUUUGAAUCAGGGUAUUGGUAGCCAGCAUUCUGCCAGUAGUACAGGCGAUACAAAAGUUAUGAAAGCUGAUCGAAAGAGUGACGAUGCUAACUUACGAUUAACACAAACCGAACGUUUUGGUAUACGGCCAGAAUGUAACAUUACAUCCAAGGAGGCCAUCUCCGCAUUGCAGCGAGCCAAAACUAAAGACUGUCGUAAACAGAUUGCUCAUAUUGCAUGUGCCAUUCAAGAGGGUAAUUUCUAUGCUCAAAACUUGCCCAGCUACUGUCCCGCUGGCAAUCAUACUGCAAAUUAUCUGCUUGGCUGCUAUCAGGACGAAAAAGAAUAUCGCCUACUAUCAGGCUACUUUACUAAUUUCAAAACAACAAACUCUCCGCAAAAAUGUAUACGUCUCUGUCUGCAAUCGGGAUUUCCUUAUGCGGGACUACAAUACGCUACCGAAUGUUUUUGUGGCGCUGAUGCACCGCCCACGUCAGCCAAAUUGCCUGACUCUAGUUGCAAUAUGAAGUGUUCGGGAGACCCCAAAGUGCUUUGUGGUGGAUAUUUCAGUAUGAAUGUAUACGAAACUGGCAUCGCAAAAUUCAACCCACAUAUUGCUGACACAAAAAUUUCACGCCCGGAUACUGAGCGUGUACGAAUUGCAUUUCUGUUGACGCUUAAUGGACGAGCUUUGCGACAAGUGCAUCGAUUAAUUAAAACGCUCUACUCACCAGAUCAUGUGUUCUACAUACAUGUAGAUGCGCGUCAAGAGUAUUUGUAUCGGAAGUUAUUGGAGCUGGAGUCCAAAUUUCCAAACAUACGUUUGGGCCGAAAACGUUUCUCCACCAUCUGGGGUGGUGCAUCCUUACUCACAAUGCUAAUGCAAUGCAUGGAGGACCUACUGGCUUCUGAGUUUCAGUGGGAUUUCGUCAUAAAUCUCAGUGAAAGUGAUUUUCCUGUUAAAACGCUCGACAAACUCGUUACUUUCCUCACAGCAAACAAAGAUUACAAUUUCGUAAAAAGUCACGGUCGUGAAACGCAACGUUUCGUACAGAAACAAGGGCUCGACAAGACAUUUGUCGAAUGCGACACACAUAUGUGGCGUAUAGGUGAUCGCGAGUUGCCCAAUGGCAUACAAAUUGAUGGCGGCAGUGACUGGGUGGCGUUAUCGCGUCCAUUUGUACAUUACGUUAUUAAGGAGUCGCCACAAGAUCCACUACUGCAAGGGCUAUUGACGAUUUUUCGACACACAUUGCUGCCGGCAGAAUCAUUCUUUCACACAGUGCUGCGUAAUUCACACUUCUGCAACAGGUACAUAGAUAAUAACCUACAUGUGACGAAUUGGAAGCGUAAACUCGGUUGUAAGUGUCAGUAUAAGCAUGUGGUCGAUUGGUGUGGUUGCAGUCCGAAUGAUUUCAAACCGGAAGAUUGGUCACGCCUGCAGAGCACCGAAAAUAAAAUGCUAUUUUUCGCACGUAAAUUCGAGCCGAUCAUAAAUCAAGCGGUGCUCCUGCAAUUGGAAGAGUGGCUGUUUGGCGCACACAGCAAAGAAGUCGUCAAUUUACAUAGCUAUUGGCAAUCACUCUACGAUGCAGUAGAUGCGCCAACAACCGGCGAUGAUUUGUUGCGCACCAUAGGUGAGAGUUUAGUACGCUUGGCGGCACAACACACACACACGCGGCCCGGUCGCCUACUCGAGUUAACACAUUAUCUACACAAAGACGAAUACAAAGGUUUCCUAAUGCGUUACGAACUAAACGAAGCUUCGCAUAAUCGCACACAAGCGUUUGAAACGCGCAUAAGACCCGCCGUGUAUGUGAAAUAUGCGAAAAAUUCCAAACUUGCCAAGCGUUUACGUAAUUUCGAAGUUGCCUCCGAUUUCGAUCUAAAGGAGCAAGUAGCGCGUAAUUUCGCUAAAAUGCUCGGUCCUUACACGGAGCUUGUGCUCAGCUUCACACUAACCGGCGCCGGUGCGGCGGCGCAAAACGAUGCUGCACAUUCAUACAACCUCACACUUUUGUGGAUAGAUCCGCUCGGCCGUCUGCAAGACUAUAACGAGUUGCAUAUAGAAGACUCGCAAACGGACGCAAUUAACUACUCCAAAGCUGUAUUGAAUCAACCGCUAAUGCCCGGCAUUUGGACCGCCAAGCUGAUCGGUCGCAGUGCAAUAUAUGCGCAAACUAAAUUCCUCGUCGUGCCAUUAGCACUGUCAGCGGGCAAACCACUCAAACCGGAGCGCGCAAAGUUGGUGAACGGCGGUGCGGCGCCCACAUUGCCUGACAGCUUCGAAAUGCCAGCUGAAUGGCGUCAACAUUUGCCAGCAGUAAUGGAUGAGCAACGACGUCAGAAAGAAGUUUCCAAAGCGCUGCGUUAUGGCGAAGAUCUACAAGCUUGGGUCGAUGAUUUAGUGAGCAAAUUCUUCUUUAUGCGCGAAACGUGCGCAGUGGACGAGCAGGCGUUGCAAAUGAAAUUUGCCGAACAGCUGUCGCUGCAUUUAUGCCGUGAGACACCGUGGAGCUCGCUGGCGCACGAUCCGAAAAGUGAUGUUUACAGUUUGCUCAAAAGUUGAUGAACGUAUUUACUAUUGACAUUAUUUUAAGUUGUUUGUCAUUGCUUAAAAUUAUUAUUGCAUUUAAGACUGUGUUCACACGUUGACGCUUUUGUCGUCCAAAUCGUUUUUUUUUUUUGCAAGAUGCAGAAAAUUGUCCGACUCAAGUUAGCGAACCAAAAGAUACUCUGCCGAUAAUGAUCGAAAAAGAGUGCUCAUGUGAACACAGUCUAACGGAACAUAUUUUAUAUUUAAUAACCACGCAUACAUACAUACAUAUUUGCAUGUAUUUAUUUAUUAAUGUUCGCCACAUUUAUGCCAUAUGCCAAAUAGCAUACUUUUUUGUACUACUGUAAGCAAAACCAAAGGUUACGUUACUGGCAACGCAAUCGUUUUUGUAGCCAUAAAUCAAAUGUCAAAUGUUGUUGCAUGAUAUUGCAAUUCAAAAUUGCGCAUGCGUAAGUAAGUUUAAAGUAAAUUUAAUAUUUUUGUAUGUAUUGUUAAACACAUAUCUUGCAGAAAAUUGUAGCCAAUUUUUUUUUUACUAAUUUUAAAUCGGAAGCGCAACUAAAGAAGCACAUCAUAGCAUUACAUAUAGCAAAUAUAUUAAUUAUGCAGGAAUUUUUAUCAAAUUAUGCUGGUAAAGUGUCAUAAACUCACACUUAGCUCGCGCAUAAUUAGCAAUUUUAAUUAUUUAGUGUUUAUUAUAGACAUUAAAAAUAAGUUUACGUCUUGUGAUACAAAGUAAAACAAAUUAUUAUGUAAUUUUAUCACUCUUUUGCUAAUCAAACUCAUAUUUGCACUUAAAGCUUUGACUAAAUAACUG